This is a messenger RNA of Myxocyprinus asiaticus (Chinese sucker), 1755 nucleotides long. Its product is annotated as ORM1-like protein 1. Gene Ontology annotation, cellular component: endoplasmic reticulum membrane. The transcript is spliced from 4 exons. The record is from RefSeq and is a predicted model, not a curated record. The coding region runs from base 108 to 569 and encodes 153 amino acids. Gene Ontology annotation, biological process: intracellular sphingolipid homeostasis; negative regulation of ceramide biosynthetic process; ceramide metabolic process. NCBI's taxonomy places the organism in Eukaryota, Metazoa, Chordata, Actinopteri, Cypriniformes, Catostomidae.
AAUCUCGUUAACAGGGAGAGCGUGUUUUUGUGCGUGGUGAGUCAGCCCACAGUGCGCGCAGCGGAGGCCGGCAGCGCUCCAGCCUGCUCAUCCUGAAAGCAAAUAAGAUGAACGUCGGCGUGGCACACAGUGAAGUGAACCCGAACACUCGUGUGAUGAACAGUCGGGGGAUAUGGCUGACAUAUGCACUCGGUGUGGGAAUGCUUCACAUUGUACUGUUGAGCAUUCCUUUCUUCAGUGUUCCUGUUGUGUGGACCCUCACAAAUGUUAUUCACAAUUUUGGUAUGUAUGUGUUUAUGCAUGCAGUGAAAGGCACGCCAUUUGAAACUCCAGACCAGGGCAAAGCAAGACUUCUCACACACUGGGAACAGCUGGACUACGGCGUGCAGUUCACAUCAUCUAGAAAAUUCUUUACAAUCUCACCAAUCAUUUUAUAUUUUCUUGCCAGCUUUUACACAAAAUACGACACAGCUCAUUUUGUGAUUAACACAGCUUCCCUUUUGAGUGUUCUCAUUCCAAAACUGCCACAACUCCAUGGGGUCAGGAUCCUUGGAAUAAACAAGUAUUAAGCCAAGUGCUCAGAGGGCACAGACCAACUCUCAUUUGAGCUGUUGCCUGAUAUGGGAAAGAAGGUAUCUCUUUGUACUUUGUACCACAGUUGUGUACUUAGCAGUUUUGUACAGUCUGUGUAAUUGUGAGUCUCUUUGUUAAAUAUAUGUUGAGAAAACUGUUGUAGGGAUAUAUUAGGAGGACAAUUCCUCUAGCAUUAAUAACUUAAGAUAUUAAAAGUGUUUUUGCGUUCCUUGUGGAUCUGGGCUGGCCCAGGUUUCAUGGUUAAUUUUGUUUAAUUCAUUUUUCGUUUAAAUGUGCUCACACCACUGAUAAACUAGAUCAUGCUUUUAGCAUCAUUUCACAUUUCUGUAUGUUUUCUUUGACAAUGCCAUGAAUUAUGUUUUUAAAACAAUUUAAAAGCCAUGAAACCAUUCUUCGUUUUCCUGCAUUUUGUUAUCAUUGCUUAAUAGAAAAAAAUAAUAAUAAUAAUAAUUUGCAUGAUUUCCUGAACAUUUUGUUUAAUUGCAGUACUGUGUAUAAUUUUAUGUUUGGUUAAUGUUUUGCAGAUUAUAGGUGACAAUGGAAAAUGCAUUAACAAAACUUUUAAUGCUUUGUCUGAUAUGUACUUACAUAUUCAUAAAAGUCAACAUGAAAUUAAAUUUGGCCCUUUUUCUACUUUCUUAAUGCACCAUCCUGGUCUUAUUUGUCCAUGUUUGUCUUUGUAAUAUUUGAUCAAAAUUUAAUAACUUGCUUCACCUUCAAAACAACUUUCCUCUUAUUUAUCAAUCCCUCCCCUCCAACUACCUGAAUCCAUUCUGGUAUAUAAUGUCCACUUUUCACAAUCCAAUCAAUUCAAGUAAAAACAAAAAACAAAGUUGUUGUUUUUUCUCACUGGAAACCUGUAACAUGACAUAAAGUGGGUUGCAAAUGCCAUUUCUUGUUGACUUUAGUAUGUAAUUGUGAAAGUCUAUCAUUAUUAAGGCAGUUUGUCCUGUUUCAUACUCUGCCAGUUUUCUCUGAAGCUGAAACAUUGUAAUGUAGCCCCAUUAAAAUAUUUGUAUCCUUACUGUCUUUGUCUUUUGAGAAUAUCUGCAAAGGCUGAAUUGUACCAAUUGUUUAUUUUUUAUUUUUCCUUUCGUUUCGAGAAAAGAUUUGAACAUAGUAUGUUAUGUGUUGUGACAAAUAAAAAAGCAUUACAAACUG